Brugia malayi is the source of this 327-nucleotide messenger RNA. RefSeq lists its product as uncharacterized. The transcript has 2 exons. Lineage: Eukaryota; Metazoa; Nematoda; Chromadorea; Rhabditida; Onchocercidae. The record is from RefSeq and is a predicted model, not a curated record. The coding region runs from base 1 to 327 and encodes 108 amino acids.
AUGAUUAUAUCAAUCAAACUUAAUGUGAUACUUCUUAGCUGUUUACCAUUAACCGCAUUAUUUGUCGCCGAACGUUCCACAAAAAUGUGCCAGUUAUGUUUAUUAGAAAUGGUUGGCAUCAUUCAUAUUUUAAACGAUAGCAAGACAACAAUACUGGUAAAAAUCGAUGAGAAAUGUAACAAAAUUUGUGGAAUGGAUAUGGAAUUGUAUCGAAUAUGUGUUACAACAAUGAGUAAAAUUUAUUUAAAAAUUGCCGGCCAAAUGGAAAAAGAAUUUAAUCCAAAUAUUUUUUGUAAAAAGAUGCAUAUUUGCCCGAAAUAUUUAUAA